Messenger RNA from Pecten maximus, 1391 nucleotides. RefSeq lists its product as uncharacterized. Lineage: Eukaryota; Metazoa; Mollusca; Bivalvia; Pectinida; Pectinidae. The transcript is spliced from 6 exons. The coding region runs from base 1 to 930 and encodes 309 amino acids. The record is from RefSeq and is a predicted model, not a curated record.
AUGAAAACAAGUGUUAUUCGUAAGCGACAGCUUCACUCUGGGACCUGGGACAAGUCCGUGAGAUGUCAAGGUGUUCCUCAUGGUGGAGAUGAACAAAAUGCCUUACUUAAUACCUGUUCCUUAGACCAGUUUCUGAAUGGCCUGCAUCAAAUAUGCAGGUCACUGCCAUUCAGAAAUCUUUUACAGGCAUUAGCAAAAGAAUUACCUUCUGUUUACGGGAAUCUGUGGAAUGCCAUCAAACUGUGUAGUGACGGGCUAUUUUCUGAUGCCAAGUUAAAGCUUGUACCAAAUGUACAUGAUAUGAGAAGCAGAGAAGGACCAAGAGUGAUGCCACUGAUCAAGAACCAGCUGCCUUAUAGGAUUACAAAAACAUGCACAACAUGUAAACGUUGUUCUGAGUCGGCACAUAUUCCGGACAUCAUUCUUUCUGAAUUUAGUCGUUCAACAGGAUUCCAGGGAGCCCUGACACCCUUCUUUGCACCCCCAGAUCUGCAAUGCAGUCAGCCAGGGUGUGAUGGUCAGACAAAGAUCGAGCUAAAGUUUGAAAAUGACUAUCCUCCUCUAAUCAUCGCCGCAGAUUUGCAGGAUCUUCAUAAGCGGAUACCCAAUAGCCAUCUAAGUAAGGUGGUAGACCUGUUUGGACAAAGAUAUAUGCCUUUCCUGCUGACGAUUGCUAAACAUCCGGCCAAGUUGGAGAAUGGAUCAGGCAUUCCUGGACACUACAUGUCAUAUGUCUUCAUGCCAGCUGAUAGUGGCCAAUUUGACGAAGAGGGGAAACCAGUAGGAAACUGGUAUCGGUUUCUCAACAAUGAAAAUGGAGACCUUGAGCCUUGGAGUUUUGACCAGGAUGACCCUGAUGAAACAUUUCCCAGUUUUAUCUACUUCAUUUGGAUUCCCCCAUCCAAAUUUAGAGUGGAUACUUCUGGUUAGAGAGAGGACAGACUAGAUAAUGAGGAAAAUAUUAAUGAGGAAUAGACUGGCUUCAGGAAAUCAUGCUGUUACCACUUUCAAAAACUGGAUGAAACAACAAUACAGUGUAAGCUGGUCAUGCUUGGAGGAUUAAUGUUCUACGAUUACCAUGUCAGGAAAUGUUAAUGAAAACAGACCACUUAAGACAUAUAGAGGCGAAACUAGUCGGCAAAUAAAGUAUAAAUAACUGACUUACCUGGUGACAGUUGUCCUUAUAUGAACUAAACUACAAAAGUUUAUAUUUUAAGUAAAUAUAUAUUCAUGUAUAGACUCAUGAAUACUUCAUCGCCUUCAUGUUUGGAAAAGUGUUAUCAUAGUGCUAAAGAAUUUGAAUUUUUUUUUUCGGGGCAUUAGAUUACUAAUAAUACUUUGUACAUCGACUAAUUUCCUUAAGAAAAUAGUCGAUAUAACCUCAGGAAUCA